AUGGCGAGCUUCUAUGAUCUGCCAAAGGAGGUGGUAGAGGAAAUCAUGUCGCGGGUGCCUGCAAUUUCUGUACUCCGAUUCAAGUGCGUCAACAAAUAUUGGCACGCACUUAUAAGUGCUUUGAUCAAUGAUCAAAUAUUUGUUUCUAAACACCUCGACUACGCGAAAAACAACUGUCAUGCAUCCUUAAUCUUUAGUGAUGAGUGCCCGCACCUGGACCACCGCUGGAUAGACUGCGACGAAAGCUGCAAACUCUUAUUGAUCACUAUGGUCAAUGAUAGUGAAAUUGAUAAUAUUCGUGUCGCCCUUGAAUUUCUCAAGUUACCACUUAUUCAGAAUGAAACUGGCUACAUGUGGCAGGGUAUUUUGGACAUUCGUCAAUGUGAUGGCAUCAUUCUUCUUGUCAAAGACAAACAAACCUUAGUGUUGUGCAAUCCAAUAUUACAUGAAUUCAAAAUUCUUCCGGCAUCAAAGUAUGACCCCAUUGAUAGUUUCGUCGAGCUGGCUAGUCCUUUCGGAGUCGGAUUUGGAUAUGAUCAUAGAGCUAAUGUUUACAAGACUAUUAGGGUUUUCUAUGAUCACGAUAACACCACCGAAAGAGCUGAGCGCCUAAACGUCGGACCAUUACGAGGCAUCGCGUUCCUAUUAUCAUUAUGGAGCAGUACUGAUGAGCUUCUCAUGGUAGGUAAAGAUGGAAGGCUGGUCUCCUACAACCUUGGAACUCAAAAGCUUAGAGAUGUCACCGCUCAUGGUGGUGAAAUAAUAAGGCGUGCUCAUUUUGUCUUGCCUUUUCUCUAUGUUAAGAGUUUGGUUUCUGUUAGAGACAGAUAA
Molecule: messenger RNA, 831 nt
Organism: Morus notabilis
Lineage: Eukaryota; Viridiplantae; Streptophyta; Magnoliopsida; Rosales; Moraceae
Product: putative F-box/LRR-repeat/kelch-repeat protein At1g11620
Exons: 2
Coding region: 1-831 (276 amino acids)
Molecular function (GO): protein binding
Source: RefSeq, a predicted model, not a curated record